Drosophila serrata is the source of this 378-nucleotide messenger RNA. RefSeq lists its product as uncharacterized. The record is from RefSeq and is a predicted model, not a curated record. Lineage: Eukaryota; Metazoa; Arthropoda; Insecta; Diptera; Drosophilidae.
CAGUUUUCGUUCACAUGAUUUUAAUGUGAAAAGGAACCUGAAAAAUUAAACAUCAUGAAGAUUUUUAUUUUUGUCCUAAUUUUGGGACUUUGCAAGGUAAUGACGGUUAAAAGUGAUUGUGAUAAGAUGCGUAUUAGGGGAUUUAAUAGACCUAGUUGUGGACAUUUACCGGAUUGUUAUCAGCAUGCUAAAAAUAUUGACAUAUUAGAUUAUUAUUCUUGUAAGCGAAAGGAAAAUGGACUUCCAGAUUUUACUUCGAAAUGGGAAGAAAGGUGUCCUGAUGACAAGCCCCAAUGCUCAUUGUCAGAAUCAACCUAAGAAAUGUUGCUUCACUUUAAUAUUAUUUACAAGCCUGCAAUAUUAAAUAAAUAAAUAACA